AUGGAGGGCGACGUCGACGGCAUCAUGGAGUGUCCGCGAGGGAGCGACGAGCAGUCGCAACGAGCGCGGGAGAAAUGGGACGCUUGGAAACAGCAAAACGGCCUCUCCCGCACUGAAGCCAAACGCCGCUACAUCACCACCCUCAUCGACACCAUGCACAAAUACGCCUCGCCCUCGCCCGACUCCCGGGAACUAGUUGCCGAGCUUGAGUUUGUCUGGGACCAAGUCAAGUCAAACGUACCUUCCUCGUCGUCCUCGUCGCCCCUGCGCACCGCCGACCACACAACCCCCGGAUACACUUCACAGCACGAGCUAGGCCAAAGCGGACGGGCAGCCAUGAACACCAGCGCCGACAUGGACCAAGACACGCCCGGCCAGAUGCGAGGGCAGGAACAGCGGGACAUACCCCUGCGCGUCAAAUCGCCCAUGUCGCAAUCCGAAGAAGAGCUCGAGGAAGAAGAAGCGGAAAUUGACCGCGGCGAAGUCUUCGUCGAUGCCCCAGACAGCCAAUACAACCCUACAUCCUACCCGGAUGAUGACCAGCCCGAACUAGAAGACGCAGGUGUCCAGACGGAUCUCCAGCAAUUGAUACGAGCGGAACCUAUACCCAUACAAACACCCACGCCCGCCCCGCGAAAUAGAGGCAUGGGCGUGCUGGGGAAACCAAUACAGAUGAACAUACCGGGUCUCGGCGGAACACCAGCCGCAGGGAACGCCGCCGCAGCAGCAGCAGCAUCAAAAGAAUCUCCCAAGGAAUCCGCCGCAGACCAGAAGUGGAGAAAGCGUGUGGAGCAGUCGUUGAUGAAAAUGACGGCCGAAGUCGCAGCACUACGUGAACAGCUUGAGGCGAGGAGGUUGUUCGCACAUUCGGCGCAUUAUCGCUUGUUUAGAGGGAUAUGGAGGUGGGUGUGGGCUUGCCUCAAGCACGUGGCUGUUGAUGUGUUUAUAUUGGGUAUUGUGCUGCUCUGGAUGCGGAGGAAGAAGGAUAGGAGGUUGGAAGGCGCGAUAAGGGUUCUGCUGGGAGAUGCGGUGGCGCAGAUGCAAAGGGGUGGGGGAGCGGUGUUUGGCAGGGUUAGGAUACCGCUGCUACGAGGGGGCGGCAGGAAGCCAGUCACGGCGUCGUGA
Molecule: messenger RNA, 1125 nt
Organism: Alternaria postmessia
Lineage: Eukaryota; Fungi; Ascomycota; Dothideomycetes; Pleosporales; Pleosporaceae
Exons: 3
Coding region: 1-1125 (374 amino acids)
Biological process (GO): fatty acid metabolic process
Molecular function (GO): fatty-acyl-CoA binding
Source: RefSeq, a predicted model, not a curated record